This is a messenger RNA of Sphenostylis stenocarpa, 489 nucleotides long. Lineage: Eukaryota; Viridiplantae; Streptophyta; Magnoliopsida; Fabales; Fabaceae. The record is from the annotation of a GenBank genome assembly.
AUGGCUCCAAUUGCAGUGGGAGAUGCUCUUCCAGACGGCAUUUUGGCGUAUUUGGACGACGAAAACAAACCCCAAACUGUUUCCAUUCACUCUCUCGCCGCUGGCAAGAAAGUCAUCAUCUUUGGUGUUCCCGGUGCCUUCACUCCUACUUGCAGCUUGAAGCACGUGCCCGGCUUUGUUGAGAGAGCAGAAGAGCUGAAAGGAAAGGGUGUGGAUGAAAUAAUCUGUAUCAGUGUGAAUGACCCCUUUGUGAUGAACUCAUGGGCCAAAACAUUCCCAGAGAACAAGCAUGUGAAAUUCCUUGCUGAUGGUGCUGCCAAAUACACCAACGCCCUUGGACUUGAGCUUGACCUCACUGAGAAGGGGCUUGGUGUUCGCUCUAGGAGGUUUGCUCUUCUGGUGGAAGACCUCAAAGUGAAGGUUGCCAAUGUUGAAAGUGGAGGAGAGUUCACUGUCUCCAGUGCUGAAGAGAUCAUCAAGGCUCUUUAA